CCUGAAUUUGCUGGGUGCAUUCACCCGCUACGGAACAGGGACGGAGAGGAAUGAAGGAGGCAAGCAAGGGCGUAAUGUAGUGCAGCGUAAUAGGCCCAACGAAGUUUUCAUGUGGACAAACAAACAAAAACCCAUCCUCUUAUUUCUAUUCAUGGCUUGCAUGCCAUGCUGUCUUAGCAUAGCAUGGACUGGCUACCUCCCGCACUGCGCUCACUCUUUUUUUCACUUUCUCUUUUUCUUUUUAGUUUUCUCAUACCCUAACCAACUCUACUUUUCCUCUUCCAUUGUUCUUCUUUACAGAGCCAGUGCCUCGAUCCAGGCUUUGCUUUGCUCAAGCUUUGCUUAUCGUUCACUCCCUCUCGACCCGACUUCAACCCACGGAUCGACACCAAACCAUACUCUCUCACACAUUGCACACCGAACCCAAUUGGAUCUCAGGCACCCCCCACGCUCUCUCUUUUUUUGCUUCAGGUACGCUCAGAAACAAACACUAUCACUACCACUUCAACUCUCACCCCAUUCACGACUCGUACUCUCGAUCUAUCCCCAAGGGAUCCAAUACAUAGAAACUACCAUAUCUUCCUACCAACCCCUCAUCACCGUCAGCACAUACUGCUCUCUCCUUCUAUUUUUUCAUCUCUACAGGGUCAACAUCAAGGAGAUCAGAACAAAAAAUGUGGGUCGUGCAGGGACUGUAGAGACUCUAUCAAGCCAGUGUCAACAAGGCAGUGAAACCCCCGUUUAUCUCCAUGGCCCUUAUCCGCACUUCCCUUAUCCAUAUCCCUCUUACUUCGUCGUCUGUUAUCAUCGCUGCUACCUGACCUCAUCCCCCCUCCCUUCUUCUCCGAAGAAUUAGAGUCUACAAUAGUAUUGCAG
This is a messenger RNA of Gamsiella multidivaricata, 876 nucleotides long. RefSeq lists its product as uncharacterized. The transcript has a single exon. The record is from RefSeq and is a predicted model, not a curated record. Lineage: Eukaryota; Fungi; Mortierellomycota; Mortierellomycetes; Mortierellales; Mortierellaceae. The coding region runs from base 110 to 856 and encodes 248 amino acids.